This is a messenger RNA of Xenia sp. Carnegie-2017, 2489 nucleotides long. Its product is annotated as putative L-amino-acid oxidase YobN. Gene Ontology annotation, molecular function: L-amino-acid oxidase activity; polyamine oxidase activity. Gene Ontology annotation, biological process: amino acid catabolic process. Lineage: Eukaryota; Metazoa; Cnidaria; Anthozoa; Malacalcyonacea; Xeniidae. The record is from RefSeq and is a predicted model, not a curated record. The transcript has 11 exons. Bases 122 to 2212 code for a protein of 696 amino acids.
GAACCAGGUUACCAUGACCAGCUACGAACUCACAAUUCAUAAAUGUACUUAGACAUCACAUUUCCGUCAUUUGCACAAGUUACGAGACAGAAGCUAACAUCAUUCACGGGUUUAUAUUGAGAUGGAAGAACAAGACAUUCGAGAGGAUGAAGUUGGUGCGGAAUACGAUUGGCCUGAUCCUCUUCGUCUUCUUGGUUAUCUACCUGGAGCGCACCACUUUAUCAAUAUACAGAAGAGAACAUUCUUCAAACUUUUAGUUAAAAGAGGCUUAGCAUUCCUUUAUAGACGUGGCUUCGACUUAGAUCCAGAUUCACCCAUCCUCAAGGAAGAACAUGAUGAUGCGGAAAAUUAUUCAAAUACUGGUAUAGAUGAGUCUGAAAUGACCCCUAAUGAGAAUGAUGAGCGGGAAGAUGAAUCAAAUGUAGAGAGUGACUAUGAGGAUGAUAUGGCAGAGACAGAGGACAUGAAUGAAAAAAAGACUCAAAACCCUAAAACUGUAUUGAUUGUUGGAGCAGGAAUUUCUGGUCUUGCUGCAGCGCGUGAACUCAAGCGUAGCGGUCACAAAGUUAUAAUUCUUGAGAGGCAAAGCAGAGUUGGAGGAAGAAUUAAAACUGUGCAUUUUAAUUUUCAAAAAUCUCCAGAAAUCAAAGCAGAAGUUGGAGCAAUGCGAAUCCCCACACACAAACGCCAUUAUCUUACGGAUUGUUAUAUUCACAAGUUUGGACUGAAAAAGAAACCGUUUUAUAAUGUUGACCCCGAAAAACAUUGUUUUGUUAAGGUUAAACAUAGAGCUGUGAGAGUCAGUGCCUUUAGGAGCAACAACUGCAAGGAACGAGCUGAAGCAAAAGAAAUGUGUGACAAACUAUGGCCUGGAUGGGACGAGAAUAUCAAAAAGAAACAACUCAGAAAACACUACAAAAUUGAUAACAUCAUGGAUUACUACAGCUUAACUAUAAAUGAGGUCAUUGAGAGCAUUCCGAAGUUUGACAAAAAUCCAGAAAAGUAUGCACGUGAAUGGCGUAAAUGGUUAGAACGCUGGAGUAAGAUGUCCUUCACUGAAUUUUUUUUAUCAAAAGAGAGUUGUGAUUCAAAAAAAUGCCCUCCAAAGUUCAGACCUUGGCCAAAAAUCGCAAUAGAUUGCCUCACUGAUGUAAAUUACAUUCCCAAUUCUGAGUUAUCAGUUGCUACGGCGCUAGCGGAGGAAAUUGGUGAUUGGUGGACUCCAAAAAUGAAAACACUCGUAAACGGAAUGGAAGAAUUACCCAAUGCAUUUAUUAAAGAUACCUGUGAUCCGUAUUGUUUACAAGAGGAUCUUCGAUAUGGAAUCAUAAUAAAAAAAGUUGAAUGGCAAAAGCUAUGCAAUGACGAUAAAACGUCUAACGCAGUCAAAGUUAUUGGUCAACAGACUCAAACUGGAAACGAAGUUCGGUUUGAAGCUGAUGCCAUCAUUUUGACUGUCCCAUUGAAUGCUCUGCGACAAAUUGAAUUCGAGCCUUUACUGCCACAGCGUGUAAAUGAUGCGUUUAGUAAGAUUCAUUAUGCACCCUCCACCAAAAUAUUGCUUGGCUUUCGGAAAAGAUUCUGGGAGAAGGGAAGGUUCCCUGUAUUCAAUGGUGGAAUAUCUAAGACAAAUUUACCCAUCAGCCAGAUCGUUUACCCUCCCAAGGAAUUAUGUGAACAGAUGGCAGACCGUGGUGUACUUAUGAUUUACACAUGGAAUAGAGAAGCUCUAUUAUUUGGCUCUCAAUCUGAAGACGAAGCAAUAUCUGAAGCUUUGCGGGAAGUAGAGACUGUGUAUGAAAAUUUGUUACCUGAUGAUGAAAAAAAUAUUUCAGAGCUUUUUGAAGAAGGAGUUGUUCAAGCUUGGUACAGUGACCCGUCAGAACGUGGAGCUUAUGUUCAUCUAAUGCCAUACAGUUAUAUGAAUCAUAUGCGCACACUAAUAGAGCCCAAAGAUAUUCAUCCAAUCUUUUUUGGUGGUGAGGCGAUCUCAUUUGCCAAUGGUUGGAUCCAAGGGGCCCUGGAAUCUGGCCUUAGAGCGGCGUGGCAAUUUUACAAGUUUAAUGAAAAUCAAUGUAAAAAUGAGGGACAAGAGAAAAAUGAUUUACAACCCAAUCCAUAUUCAUGUUUUGAUUCUACCAUAAGGCCCAAGAUGGAUAUGAAGGAGCAAAUGAAGCUGUCAGAUUUAAAGACUUAUCCUUUCCCAAUUUAAAUUUUUUUUAGAAAUUUUGGAUCUUAAGUAUAAAGCAUACAAAUCAAUUCACGACUGAAUUUUACCAUUUGUUGCUAUCCUUACAGUAGACUCAUAAACAAUUCAUAUAUUCACUAAUCAAUCAUUAGAAUAAGUACGAAAAAUGCAACCAGCAAUGUGCAAAAUUUUGGAGAUAAAUCUGAUUAAGUUAAGUUCUCAGUUACCUUGACAGUUGACAACUUAUGUAGAAUAAUUUUGUUUGAAAUUGAAUUAAAGUUAAAUUGCUAAAGCAAUCAAA